AUAUCGGCAUGGAUGCGCCAUCUUGUGAAAAGCUGUCAGUAAAGUGAAUUUGUUUUUAUUUGUUAUUAUUCAAUUUUGGAGACUCUUUAGUUUGUUAAAUCAGUUUAAUUAUGAGUUCAUUUCUUGAAAACGAAGCUGAAGAGUCAGAUAAUGAUUAUGAUUCGGAUGAAGUUGCACGACAUCCUCGUAAAAAGCGUGCCAAGCCAACCCAAGAUUCCGAAGAGGAAGAGGAAGAAGAUGACGAGGAAGCCCUUAGAAAUGAAAUGAAAGACUUGAUCAAUGACGAAGAAGAAGAAGAAGAGGGUGAAUCAGAUGAUGACGACGAUGAGGAAGGGGGCAAAAAAAGAAGCAGAGAUGAAGAAGAAUCGGAGGAAGAUCUCGAUGAUGAUGAUUUGGAUCUGCUUGAGGAAAAUUUGGGUGUAAAAUUAUCACGAAAGAAGAAAUUCAAACGUGUUCGUCGUCUGAUUGAUGAAGAAUCUGAUGAUGAAGGUGAAAAGGAUGAAAGAGAAGCCAUCGCUAAUGAGCUAUUUGAUGACGAAGACGGUGAACAAAGGCCUAAGAAUGAUCGCCGACGCCGAGGUGAUGAAGAAGAAGAUGAUCGUUACAGGGCUUUAUCUGGCUCGGAAGAAUCCGAUGAUGAAGGUAAUUUCAUUGUCGAUGACAAUGAUGAACCAAUCUCGCGACCAAGAAAAAAGAAAGGUUACCGAUACAAUGAUGAAGCCAUGCAGCAAGCUCAAGAUGUUUUUGGAGUUGAAUUUGAUUUCGAUGAUUUCCAAAAUUAUGGUGUUGAAGACGAGUACGAAGACGAACAAGAUGACGAAUAUGAAGAAGAAGAGGAAGACGACGGAGAAGGAGGAGCUCGAAUCAGAAAGAAAAGUAAAGCAAAGAAAAAAUCCUCGCGUAAAUCAAUUUUUGAAGUCUACGAGCCAGCUGAGCUUGAAAAAAGUUUCCUUCAGGAGCAGGAUAAAAAAAUUACCACAGCUGAUUUACCUGAAAGAUUCCAACUACGAAGUACCCCUGUUACUCCAGCUGAUGAUGGAGAAAUAGAUGAAGAAGCUGACUGGAUCUAUUCAAAUGCGUUCUCACAGCCUACAAUUACUAUACAAAUUCAAGAUGCAGCUCAGCAAGCUGGUCGAUCGCUAGAAAGAGGACCACUUGCAGGUAAAAAGCCUCCAACAGCUGUACCAAAGAUUAGAGAAACUCUCAAAUUCAUCAGAAAUCAAAGCCGUGAGGUUCCAUUCAUCCAAUUUUAUAGAAAAGAAUACGUUCGACCAGAAUUAGAGAUUGAUGAUUUAUGGACAAUCUAUAAAUGGGAUGAAAAGUGGUGUCAACUUUUACAGCGAAAAGCUAAUAUGAAAAAAUUAGUACUGGAUAUGCAAAGGUAUCAAGGAGAUUUAAUUAUCGCUGAUCCUGAUGCUCCUUUACCAGAAGGUGCUAGAAUUAUUGGUGACGCUGACAUUGAACGUAUUGAUAGAGUGAAUAGCUUCGACGAGCUCAGGGACUGUUGGGUCCAAUUUCAACUUUACUAUGGAUCUCUGUUUCCAGCUAUGAAACAAGCUAAAGCUGAAGCAGAAAGAAAAAGGCGACUUGAAUCUAGACUUGAAGGCGGUGAAGAGGGUGAUCAAGUGCAUGAAGAAGAGGAUGUAAUUAAAGAUAAGAUGUCAUCUCUCAAGUUGAUUCAAAGAAAAGACUUUUACACUGUUUGUCAAGAAGCAGGAAUUUUAGGACUGGCCACAAGGUUUGGUUUAACUCCAGAACAGUUUGGUGAAAAUCUUCGUGAUGCUUAUCAAAAAUAUGAAGUUGAGCAGAUACCUAUAGAACCUGAAGAGUUUGCUAAUGAUUAUAUCUGUACAAGAUUUCCUGAUGUGGAAGCAGUUCUUAAAGCAGCUAAAUACAUGGUAGCUCGACAGUUAGCUUCUGAUCCUAUUGUUCGUAAAGUUACUCGUCAAGUUUUCUUUGAAAGAGCUGUUAUUCAUGUCAAACCUACCAAGAAGGGAAUGAAAGAAAUUGAUGAGAGCCAUCCCUGUUUUACCUACAAAUAUUUACGUAAUAAGCCUGUUUCUGAAUUUUCCAACGAACAAUUUUUACAUCUGGUAAUCGCUAAACAAGAGGGCAACGUAACUGUAAAAAUAACUAUGGAUAAAGCAAAUGUUAAAGGAAAAGACCCAAAUCCAACUUAUUUCGAUGAGAUUAAAGCUCUUUAUCAACGGGACGAAUUCAGCAGCAAUGUACAAAAAUGGAACAAACUUAGACUCGAAGCACUUGAAACUGCACUAGAUAAAUUUCUCUACCCGUCGUUUGAAGUCGAGCUUAUCGCUAAGCUAACCAAAGAAUCUCAAGAGGGAGUUAUAAAGAGAGCUUCUAAAAAGCUUUAUGAUUGGCUAAAAAUUGGACCUUAUGUCCCAAAUCCAGAAGUAACUGAAGAUGAAGAUUUUGACAUUCGUGAAGGUUUACGAGUUCUCGGAUUUGCCUAUGCUCCUCAAGAUGAAAGUCCUAGUUUUGCUGUUCUAGUGGAUGGUGAUGGAGAAGUAGUCGAACAUCUUAGGCUUCCUAAUUUCAUGUUGAGAAGAACAGUGUAUGCAACCGAAAAAGAAAAAGACCUUCGAGAAAAAGAUAAAGAAAGGUUGAAAAAUUUUAUUCUCGACAAAAAACCGCAUGUUAUUUGUGUUGGUUCAAAAGAUUUGACAGCCAGAUAUCUUAUUGAUGAAAUAAUGACAAUGGCUCAAGAAUUACACGACGAAGAAAAUAUUCCGGUUAUUCCUGUAACCCUGCUCGAUGAUGAACUUUCAACUGUAUAUAUGAACUCUAAACGUGCCAUGGCUGAAUUUCACGAUUUUCCACCAGUCCUUCGUCAAGCUGUUUCCCUAGCCAGAAGACUCCAGGAUCCGCUUAUUGAAUUCUCACAACUCUGUACUGCUGAUGAAGAAAUUCUUUGUAUGAAGUAUCAUUCACUUCAAGACCAUGUUCCUAAAGAUGAAUUACUUUCAAGUUUACAGCAAGAAUUCAUUUACAGAGUGAAUGAAGUUGGAGUUGAUAUCAACCGAAUUCUAGUUCAUAAUUAUACAUCUCAAUUACUACAAUUUGUUUGUGGACUCGGUCCGAGAAAAGCAGCCGCUUUAGUAAGGAACUUGAAAAAAUCACCAACUCCACUUUUAGAAACAAGAACUCAAUUAAUGGUGAAUUGUGGGAUCGGUGAAGUUGUUUUCCAAAACUGCGCUGGAUUUAUUAAGCUUGAUACCGCUCAACUCAGUGAUACUGGAACUGAAACAUACAUUGAAGUUUUGGAUAGUACAAGGAUUCAUCCAGAAGCUUACGAUCUGGCUAGAAAGAUGGCUAUUGAUGCUUUAGAAUACGAUGAAACCAAUGAACUUCCAUCUGCUGGUGCUUUAGAAGAAAUUAUGGAAAAUCCAGAAAACCUGAAAGAUCUUGACUUAGAUGCAUUCGCUGAGCAAUUAGCAAAGGAAGGAUGUGGUAACAAAAAAAUUACAUUGUACGAUAUUAGAGAGGAAUUGAAUCAUCCAUACAAAGAUUUAAGACAAACUUAUAAGUUAACCGCUGAAGAUUCAUUCCAUCUUUUAACCAAAGAGUCUCCUGAAACUUUUUAUGUUGGUAAGCUAAUUAUUGGAACAGUUAUCAAUGUAUAUCGUCGUAAGCCUUUACAAGGUUCAACUGAUGAAAACAAUCCAGUUCGUAACGAUGAAACUGGUCUCUGGAUGUGUCCAGUUUGUAAAAAGAAUGAUUUUGAUGAAUUGAAUGAAGUAUGGAAUCAUUAUGAUGCUGAACUUUGUCCGGGUCAAGCAAUGGGAGUGAGAGUAAGAUUAGAUAAUGGUUUAGUUGGCCUGGUGCCGAUUGAAAAAAUUAGUGACCAUGAAGUAAUCAACCCAGAUGAGCGUGUUAAACCGGGAAUGACGGUUCAUGCUCGAAUAACCAAAGUUGUCGCUGAUAAGUACUUCCUUGAGAUGACUUGCCGGACAUCAGAUCUUAAUGAUAGGUCUUAUCAUUGGCGUCCUCCCAAAGACUUUUAUUAUGAUUUUGAUGCUGAAGAUGAAGAUUUCAAAGAAGAGGAAGAUAAAAAGAAGAAAAAGGCUGGAAAGCAGAAUAUUUAUAAGCGAAUCAUUGUUCAUCCCUCUUUCCAUAACAUCGAUUUCAAACAGAGUGAACAAAUGUUAGAAUCAAUGCAUCAAGGAGAAGCAAUAUUCAGACCUAGUUCUAAAGGCCCAGAUCACUUGACACUUACUUGGAAAGUUGCUGAUGGUAUCUAUCAACAUAUAGCAAUUUUAGAAAAAAACAAGGACAAUGCUUUUAGUCUUGGUCAUCAAUUAAUUAUCGAUGGAGAAAUUUAUGAAGAUCUUGAUGAAAUUAUGGCCAGGUAUAUUACACCAAUGGCUAGUUUCGCUAGAGAAAUAACAUCAUUCCGACAUUUUAAAGGAAGUGUAAUGGGAAAUAAAAGGGAGGCGGAAAAAAUCCUCCUCGAAGAAAAGAAAAAAAGAAACACCAUUGUUUAUAUAAUUUCUGCCAGUAAAGAUUUUCCCGGAAAGUUUCUUCUUUCUUAUCCAAACAAAGAAGGAAAGGUAAUUCACGAGUGGCUCUCGAUUAAACCCAUAGGAUUUAAGUAUAGAGAGGAAUAUUUUAGACGAUUAAAAGAUGUGAUUAAAAGGUUUCAAGAAAAUUGGUUUACUGGUAAAUCUCUGGCAACUCCUCUUUUAAGUGCUCCAUCUCAAAUGUCACACCAACAAUUAACAUCACCUGCCCCAGGAUUAAGAUUCCCAACACCACAGGGUACUCCGGUGAUGGCUUCACCUUUCCAUGUACCUUCAAGUGCUGCGGCAGCUGCAGCUGCUUGGAAUAGAGCAUCAACAAGUAUGCCACCUCCUCGACGAACUCCAACUCAGCAACGAACACCCAGUUCAAUGCCUCCACCGCCUGAUCCUUGGGUUAAACUUGUUCAACCCGGUACUCCAUCACAUGCUACUCCUGGAGCUUCGUCCCAAAUGUCGAUCAGUCCAUCAUAUUCACCUGCAAAUAAAGGUGAUGCUACACCACUUUUGGAUGAAUGGGCUUGAAUAAUUAGAUGAAUAUGAUUUUGUCUAAAUUUAAUCAUUGCCUUUCUCCUUGAUAUUGACAUAAUAAUUUAAAUUCAAAAUUUACGAUCAUUCAAAAUAUUUCAAAUCUAAUUAUAACUUCAUCGCCUCAAUCAUUGAAUCAUCCCAAAAAUACCAUAAAUAAAAUAUUAUUUCACGGCA
Tetranychus urticae (two-spotted spider mite) is the source of this 5243-nucleotide messenger RNA. RefSeq names its product transcription elongation factor Spt6 (gene Spt6). Gene Ontology annotation, biological process: transcription elongation by RNA polymerase II; transcription elongation-coupled chromatin remodeling; nucleosome organization. Gene Ontology annotation, cellular component: transcription elongation factor complex. Gene Ontology annotation, molecular function: nucleosome binding; histone binding; DNA binding. The record is from RefSeq and is a predicted model, not a curated record. Lineage: Eukaryota; Metazoa; Arthropoda; Arachnida; Trombidiformes; Tetranychidae.